Molecule: messenger RNA, 1580 nt
Organism: Trichoderma citrinoviride
Lineage: Eukaryota; Fungi; Ascomycota; Sordariomycetes; Hypocreales; Hypocreaceae
Exons: 1
Source: RefSeq, a predicted model, not a curated record
CACCAGCAGAGCCACAGCAUGUCUCGAACACCCUCGCAGCCUGAGCGACCUGCUAGCGCCAGCCAGCCCAGCCAGCCGGCCAUUGUCUCUUCAAACCCCAAGGCUCUUAACGCCCAGGCCAACCCCAACAGCUUCGUCAAGCCUAGGAAGAGCGCCGCGGUUCAAAUUAAGAAUCUUGCCGGCGAGGUGGUUGAUACCUCAACUUUCAAGCAGCCUGCUUCUCCUGUUCCCACUCAGACCAGGACGCCCCCCGUCAUCGCCGCAUCCACGCCGCCUCAGCAGAAGCUCGACGCGCCAAGUCAUGCUCGCACAGACAGCCAGUCGCCGAACAAGACGGCCAAGGAGAUUCAGGAAGAGCUGAAGGCCAAGAUCCAGGCCGAGAUUCGAGCUGCUACCGAAAAGGCGGCAAAGCAGGAGGCGGAAGCCAAAGCGGAAGCCACCGAGGAUGCUGGGCCCAAGAAGGAAGAAGCUGCGGAAGCAAAGGCGGAGGAAAAGACCGAAGCAAAGACCGAAGUCAAGGCCGAAGCUCAGCCAGACGUCAAGUCCCAGCCCGAGGCGACACCCGACGUCAAGCCCGAACAGCCAAAGGCUGAGCCCGCCGAGACAAAGGCUGAGCCCGCCGAGACAAAGGCUGAGCCUGCCGAGACAAAGGCCGAGCCUCAGCCCGAGGCCGCUGCCAAGGUUGAGGCACCGGCACCCGAGAAGGCGGCUGAGAAACCGGCCGAGAAGCCAGUUGAGGAGCCUGCCCAGAAGGCUGCCGAAGCCCCCAAGGCGGAGGAGGCCCCUGCGAAGGCGGAGGAGCCCGCCAAGAGCGAUGAGCCUACAGAGGACGAUAUCGAGCGCAUCAUUCGGGAGAUGGAAGAGGCCGAAGCGAAGCGCGAGGCCCAGGAGGAGGAGCACCGUAAGAAGAGGGAGGCCGAAAAGGCAGCGCAGAAGGCCGCCGAGGAGGCGAACCAGAAGAAGAGCGCCGAAGAAGCGGACCGGAAACUGCGGGAGCAAGAACGCGAGAUGGAGAGGCUUGAGGAAGAAAAGGAGAGGCGACGUGAAGCCGCCGAGUCCUCUGGCAAGACUCUCUCCGUCGCCGAAGCCCUCGCUCAGAUGCGCAGCGGCAACGUCGAGGAGAAGAAGGACGAGCCCGCCUCUGUCGAGACCGUUGCCGACAAGCUUGCCGACUUUAGCAUCUCCGGCGACAAGUCUGGUGACGCUGCCGGCCAGAAGGAGAAGCGAGUUGCCAAGCCCGCCGCCCUCAACCUGGCGCCCAUCAAGACCAGCGCCGUGGAGCCGCCUCAGCCCAGCGCCGCGCUGCAGUCUCUCAAGUCUGCUCGCUUCCUGCAGGUGAUGGACCAGGACAUCUACCCCGAGGGCAUCAAGUCCCCCAACCCGGCCCUCAACGCCGCCGUCGCCAAGAAGGGCAAAACGUUCAAGUACGACGCCGCCUUCCUGCUCCAGUUCCAGAAGGUCUUCACCGAGCAGCCCUCGCUCCAGUUCCACCAGCAGAUUAAGCAGCUGAUUGGCGAUGGCGACGGCAACCGCUCUCAAUCGCGCGGUCAGACGCCUAGCUCGGCCAGACAGGGAUCCCG